Aspergillus luchuensis is the source of this 282-nucleotide messenger RNA. RefSeq names its product NADH dehydrogenase [ubiquinone] 1 beta subcomplex subunit 9. Gene Ontology annotation, biological process: mitochondrial electron transport, NADH to ubiquinone. Lineage: Eukaryota; Fungi; Ascomycota; Eurotiomycetes; Eurotiales; Aspergillaceae. Bases 1 to 282 code for a protein of 93 amino acids. The transcript is spliced from 4 exons. The record is from RefSeq and is a predicted model, not a curated record.
AUGCCUCUCAACGCUGGCGCUUCACUUUAUCGACGGUCCCUGAAACUGGCCCUUGAUUGGGCCGUUCACCGCCAUAUCUGGAGAGGACAAGCUGUGUAUAUCCGCUCACUUUUCGAGGCCAACAAAGAUGUUCGCGAUCCCCGUCAGCAGAAGGUACUGCUUCAAGAGACAGAAAAGCUCCUAGAGACAUGGAAACACCCUGACCCUUACCGCGCACCUACGGCCCCGGGUGGCAGCAAGUACGAGAGAAACAUUCCCGCCCCUCAAUUGCCCCGUGAGUGA